CAGAGUCGCAGCUACCCACAAAGCUCCCACCUCUCCGGCUCCGCUUCCCGUCCUCCAUUAUAACCACCCCCACAAAACCACCACGCAGAGAACAUUAAUGGACUACUCCGCAACCGCCUAAUUCCACCGUCCAUUUUCAAACCAAAAACCAGCCGAGCAGGGCAGGGCAGCGGCACCGCGCCUCGGAUGGCGGAAGCGGCGGCGCUCUUCUCGCUCUCCGCGGCCGCCGUGGUGGAGGACGUGCUGCGGGAGCACGGGAGCCGCCUCAACGACCGCGACCUCGCCACCCGCAGGGCGGACGAAGCCGCUGCGAGGCGGAACGAGGCGGCGGGGUGGCUGCGCCGCGUGGUAGGGGCAGUCGCCGGGCGCGACCUGCCGGAGGAGCCGUCGGAGGAGGAGUUCCGCCUCGGCCUACGCAACGGCCAGAUCCUCUGCGGCGCGCUAAACAGGGUGCACCCAGGCGCUGUCCCCAAGGUUGUCACGGCAGACUCGGCUCUGCAGCCGGACGGCGCGGCGCUGUCGGCGUUCCAGUACUUCGAGAACGUCCGCAACUUCCUCGUGGCGGCGCAGGAGAUCGGCUUGCCGUGCUUCGAGGCCUCCGAUUUGGAGCAGGGCGGGAAGAACGCCAGGGUGGUGAACUGCGUGCUGGCACUCAAGUCGUACGGUGACUGGAAGCAAUGCGGUGGCACCGGGGUGUGGAAGUAUGGGGGGAACUUGAAGCCGUCGGCUUCAGGGAAGUCCUUGGUGAGGAAGAACUCAGAGCCGUUUCGGAGGUGCCAAUCGAUGAGCGAAGCGGAAGCGCCCUAUGAAGAGGCUGGAUUCAAUGGCGAUCCUCAUCUUGAUUAUGGUGACAUGUCCAGGUCGCGUCCGCUGAAAAUGCUUGUUAGCGCGGUUCUGUCCGACAAGAGGCCGGAUGAAAUUCCUCAGCUCUUAGAGUCCAUGUUGAGUAAACUUGUCGAUGAAUUCGAGAAUCGAUUGAAUAGCCAAAAUGAAUUGGUGAAGGCAGCUCUGAAAAGUAGUACAGACGGCACCAAAUCCUUCUCGAAAGGCAAGGUCCUGGUCGAAACCACUCCGAAUUACUGUGACAGAAAGAUGGAUACGACAGAGAAUUAUUUGAAGCAUAAACAAACAAAAAAAGAAACAUUAUGUAAAGUGACAUUGAAGCAACAUUCAAUUCUCCAACAGCAGUCAAAGCAUGUUGAGGAACUUAAGGCCAACCUUGAAACAACAAAAGUGGGUAUGGAGUAUAUACAAAUGAAGUAUGUUGAGGAUCUCAACCUAUUAGGAAGGCAUCUGUUUAGCCUUGCACAUGCCGCCUCAGGUUACCACAAAGUUCUUGAAGAAAAUAGAAAGCUAUACAAUCAGGUGCAAGAUCUUAAAGGUAGUAUCAGGGUAUAUUGUAGGAUACGACCCUUCUUACCGGGACAAGUAAGUUCUUCCACUGUUGGCUGCAUUGAUGAUGGAAAUAUUACGAUUCUCACUCCAUCGAAAUCUGGAAAGGAAGGACGGAAAUCUUUUAGCUUCAACAAGGUUUUUGGCCCAUCUUCAACUCAAGACGAGGUGUUCUUAGAUACUCAACCCCUUAUUCGCUCUGUUCUUGAUGGAUACAACGUUUGUAUCUUCGCAUACGGCCAAACUGGAUCAGGAAAGACAUACACAAUGAGUGGGCCUAAGAUCAUGACUGAGCAAACUCAAGGGGUAAACUAUCGGGCACUUGGUGACUUAUUUAAGCUUGCUGAAAAAAGGAAAGGAACUUUUGUCUAUGAUAUUGCUGUGCAAAUGAUCGAGAUUUACAAUGAGCAAGUCAGGGAUCUUCUCAUUAAUGAUGGUCUCAACAAAAGGUUGGAGAUUCGGAAUAAUUCUCAAAAUGGACUUAACGUGCCGGAUGCAAGCCUUGUACGUGUGGCAUCUACAAUGGACGUAAUGGAAUUGAUGAAUAUUGGACAUAAGAAUCGUGCUGUGGGUGCCACUGCAUUAAACGAUCGGAGUAGUCGUUCCCACAGUUGCUUAACCGUUCAUGUUCAAGGAAAAGAUUUGACAUCAGGGAACAUUAUUCGUGGCUGCAUGCAUUUAGUUGAUCUUGCAGGCAGCGAACGGGUUGACAAGUCAGAGGUCACCGGAGAAAGGUUAAAAGAAGCACAGCAUAUUAACAGAUCACUAUCAGCCUUGGGGGAUGUAAUUGCUUCACUUGCCCAAAAGAAUGUACACGUACCUUACAGGAAUAGUAAACUAACACAACUCCUCCAAGACUCUCUUGGUGGUCAGGCCAAAACCUUGAUGUUCGUUCAUAUAAGUCCGGAGAGUGAUGCUGUUGGAGAAACCAUAAGCACCUUGAAAUUUGCUGAGCGUGUUUCUACAGUUGAACUUGGUGCUGCUCGACUUAAUAAAGAAUCCGGAGAAGUUAGAGAGCUGAAGGAGCAGGUUUCUCGACUCAAAACAGCAUUAGCAACAAAAGAUUCAGGAUCGGAACAAAACAUUACCCGACACAGUGAGGCAUUUAACACGAAGACGCCUUCUCCUGGUUUUUCAAAUAGGCGACAGGGCAGUUGCGAUUUGCUGUCUAGCCAAACUAACUUCAGGCAACCAAUGGAGGAUGUCGGAAACAUAGAGGUUAGAUCCAAUCCUACAUUGAGACAAAAGAAACCAAGCUUUGAUCUUCAGGAUUUGUUGGCAUCAAAUGAUUCUCCUUCGUGGCCGGACAGCAAUUCAAGGGUAAAUUUUCAGAUGGGAGAAGAAAGAGAAACAGUUUGUGGGGAUUGGGUAGAUAAGGUUGUGGUGAACAAUAAUCACUCACUCGGUGAUUGGGAAGGAGACAACACAGCUUUACCUGACUUCUUUUACCAAAGAUACCAUUCAGGUAUGAGAGAUGAGCCGCAAAGACCUCGGUUUUGCUCGACAAACACCGAUGAUUCUGAUGACAUUGAUAUUGCAACGAGUGAUUCCUCAGAAUCAGAUGCACUAUGGCAGUUCAAUGUCCAAAGCAUGAAUAGUUCGGUAAUUGAGAGUGGAUCAAAGGUCAAGAGACCACAAACAAAGAUAAGAGAGACCUCAGAUACAAGAACACCAAACCAGUCUCAAAUACCAACAGCGUCAAGAAAACCAUCAAACGGACCAAACAGAUCUGGAAGGCAACCUCUAAGUGCUACCGAUGGGAGAAGGCUUUCAUCAAAUGGUAGACACGCUGGUACAAAGUAGGGACUGCAAAAAUGAUCUUCUGCAUUUUUUCCUGGCUUUCUUUCAACGCUUGUUUUGAGGGGUUGCGAGGUUGUUCUCAAGUACAGCAAUGAGUGACAAUAAGUCCAAUUGAUUGUGUCAGUGUGGUGAGGUGUGAUCUCAGCAGCUGGUGUGUGAGGCCAUUAGCCUUUUUUUAAUUGGCCUAUCAGGCUACGUUGAGUUUUUUUUGUAAUUCUUUGUGUCAUGUCCAUAGUAUAUAAUGAAAAGAAAGGAAAUGUAUUGACAAAAGCUGAUUUCUAAUUUCUCUCUUUGAACGCUUUCAUCUUUUGAUACAGGCUCGCUUUGAUUAUCUCUCUCAAA
Molecule: messenger RNA, 3534 nt
Organism: Brachypodium distachyon (stiff brome)
Lineage: Eukaryota; Viridiplantae; Streptophyta; Magnoliopsida; Poales; Poaceae
Product: kinesin-like protein KIN-14F
Exons: 19
Coding region: 187-3195 (1002 amino acids)
Biological process (GO): microtubule-based movement
Molecular function (GO): ATP binding; microtubule binding; microtubule motor activity
Source: RefSeq, a predicted model, not a curated record